Messenger RNA from Thermothelomyces thermophilus ATCC 42464, 1179 nucleotides. RefSeq lists its product as uncharacterized. The coding region runs from base 127 to 1014 and encodes 295 amino acids. Lineage: Eukaryota; Fungi; Ascomycota; Sordariomycetes; Sordariales; Chaetomiaceae. The transcript has 2 exons. The record is from RefSeq and is a predicted model, not a curated record.
AGUACUUAUCCUUUGCUGCACGUCUUCACUUGUGCGUCAAUCAAGACUAGUUGACCUCCCAGGUCGCGCGUGCAACUUGCGAGUAAUUAUUCGUGCCGUUUGGUGUUUUCACCAAGUCCCGCAUCCAUGACGGUAAUACGCACUCCCACUUCGGCCGCCUCGGCUCGGGUUGAACUCUUUCGCGAGACACAAUUCACAAAAACCCAUCCUAAGCAGCCGCUUCCCUCGCCGGCGAGCAUCCGAGAACGCAACAGAAAAACUGGCCACCCCGAUGCAACUGACCCGAACGGACCUCCCCCUGUCAAGAUUCCGGAACUGGGCCUGCUCGUCAAAUACGGCCGCUUCGUUACCCGAGCCGAGCUUGAAGCCCAGCGAUACGUCUUCAAGCACCUGCAAGGCCGCGUACCCGUGCCCGAGGUAUUUGGGUGGGCGCAGGAUGAUGGCCAGGGCUUCAUUUACAUGGCGUUGGUCGACGCUCCGACCCUGGCUGCGCGCUGGAGCAGCCUGAACGAGGGGGAGAAACGUGCUCUCUGUAAGGAGUUAAAGGGCAUGGUGAAGGCGUGGAGAGGUCUGAAACAAGACCCACGAGACAUUUAUAUUGGCGCGGUUGGCCAACUGCCGCUCAACGACAUUACUGUCAAAGACAGGAAAAAGCUGCACGGUCCUUGGCCAGGCCCCAAUCCUGUGCACGCCUUCCAGACCGCCUGUGAUAUAGAUAUUUCCGGACAGAUAUCCAUCGUGUUCACCCAUGGCGACCUAGUUCCCUGCAACAUCCUCGUAACCAAGGGGUCGAAUCCCAGAGUCGCCGCCGUCAUUGACUGGGCUCAGGCUGGAUGGUAUCCGUCGUACUGGGAAUGGUGCAAAGCAAAGUGGGUCGAUAUGGCAUCGAACCUUGGCAUGAGCAGCACGGAUCAACAGCAAUGGCGGCAGCAUUACCUGCCAGAUAUUAUCGAACCGCUGUCCGACGAAGCCGUUUACUUCCCCUGGCUGCGGUUUCAACUUGCUAAUCUCUGAUGGUAAACCAACGUCGGUGAUCACUGUGGAUGGAGGCGAUGAUAUUGAGGAUGCGUAGAUGAGAAGAACCAAAUCUUAAGUGUAAACUUAUAUUUCCUACUACUCCGUACUAGGGUAGUCUAGCAAGGACGAUAUUAGACUUGUUGGUCGCUUGAUGGUACCCAG